Molecule: messenger RNA, 916 nt
Organism: Eupeodes corollae
Lineage: Eukaryota; Metazoa; Arthropoda; Insecta; Diptera; Syrphidae
Product: sex-determining region Y protein
Exons: 2
Coding region: 125-550 (141 amino acids)
Source: RefSeq, a predicted model, not a curated record
AAAAUUUCCGUGACGUCUUCUUUUGUUUACUCUUUCUGAGAGUCAUCUGUUUCUGUUUCCCAAAAAAACUAAAUUAAUUUACCUUAUCCAACCCAAGAUUAUUAAUUAAUUUGAUUGAGUUGCAAUGAUGACUGGUUUAAUGGACAAAAGAAAAAGAAGCCGUGAAGAUGAUUAUUGUGAGUCCACACCUCUUUCAAAGCGUAUCAACAAUCUCCAUAUAAAUAACAAUAACUUGGAUGAGGCAUUCCAUCAUCACCAUCACCAUAAUCAUCAGCAACAGCAACAACAUCAAGAUUAUUCCACAUCAAAUAUGGGAUUGCAAAAUAUGCAACAACAACAACAGCAACAUAUUAAUCAUAGCAUGAAUAAUUAUCAAAACGUCUUGCAUCACAAUCAUAGUGCAAAUGCAAACCAAGUGCCACAAGAUGAUUUCCAUCAUCAGUAUUCAUAUGAUCCCGAAUUAAACGAGCAUGACAAUCCAAUUUAUUAUAACAAAAAUAAAUUAUUGCACGAGCUGCAUUUUGAGAGAGUCAAAAGAAAUCAGAUUUGAAAAUCUUUAAUCUCAUAAAUUAGAAAAAAAACUUCACCUAUUUAAAAUGAAAACCAUUCGAUGGAUCAAAUUUAUGUGUACCUAUGCCUAUCUAAGCUUUCAAUGAAGAUUGAUUUAGAAUUAUAAAUAUAAUACUAGUUAUUAAGUUAAGUUAAUAUAAAAAGAAAGAAACUAAAAAAAAUAGAUUGUAAUGAAAUUUCAUUUACUCACUCAUCAUUACGAUAUCGGAAAUACAUGUACGUACAUUUAUUUUGAUAAUGCCUAUGUAUAUUGUUAAAUUGCGUUUUUCUAAAUGUGUAAUCUAUAAGACGCGUAUUAUUAAACUUAUUAUUGUAAAUAAAAUCAUUUUAGGCUUCUUCUCAUGAA